Messenger RNA from Physella acuta, 1238 nucleotides. Its product is annotated as neurogenic locus notch homolog protein 3-like. Gene Ontology annotation, molecular function: calcium ion binding; peptidase inhibitor activity. Lineage: Eukaryota; Metazoa; Mollusca; Gastropoda; Physidae. Gene Ontology annotation, cellular component: extracellular region. The record is from RefSeq and is a predicted model, not a curated record.
AUGGUGAGCAGAGACCCCUGCCAGAGCUUCACGUGCCUCAACGGCGGCUCCUGUACGGCUCCGGCUGAUGCCCCAAGCUGUAUCUGCAAGCCCGGCUUCUUUGGUAGCAAAUGUGAAUACAACCGUGAUCCUUGCUACAACUUCAACUGCACCAACGGAGGGCACUGCACCGCCCCAGCCGACGCCCCUUACUGCGUGUGUCCAUCCGGGUACACUGGCACCAAAUGUCAAACCAAAACAUCCACUUCUACUGGCGGAUGUCCAGUGAUUGAGCCAGGGUCUUUUGGUGUGUGUGGUGGUCAGUUCUGCUCAGCUGACAGUGAAUGUCCAUCUGGUCAGAUCUGCUGUGCUAGUGCAUGUGGUGGUAAGCUGUGUACACCUGGUACACCCAGCAAUGGCGCCGUGUGUCCGGGAGGCUGUCCUAAAGGCUACACCUGUGAAUUUAAAUCACCCCCAUGUAAACCUGGAUUUGCUUGUAUACAGAUAGUGGUUCCCACCUGUGUACCUCCUAAGGAUGAGUGUGGUGGCUGUCCAGACGGUCAAGAAUGUGUGGACACUGGAAUCAGAUGUUUCACCACACCUUGCCCCACCUACCAGUGCCGACCUAAAAAGGUUGUAGAUCAGUGUGGCGGCUGUGCUGCUGGUGAAGAGUGUGUCGACACAGGAAUCCGAUGCAUCACCACCCCCUGCCCAACUUACCAAUGCGUGAGAAAAACCACCCCCAAACCAACACCUGUUUGCAACAAGAACUGCAUUAAAGGAUACAAAUGCGUCGUCCGGGUUCCAACAUGCGACCCCUUCAGCUCUGCUAAAUGUAGCACGACCCCUGUAGCCCAGUGUGUCCCUGACACCCCCGUGCUAGCCAGCUGCCCAAAGCCUGCCAACAUCCUUGACCCCAUGUCUCGCGCGUGUCGCAGAUUUGUGCUCACGUGUCGCAGAGAUUCUGACUGCAACAGGAACCAGAGAUGCUGCCCUAAUAGUUGCAACAAACGUGUCUGUACAACUGUACCUAGGCUACAAUAAGUAGCGCUGUACCACUGUACAUCGGCUUGUAUAAUUAACGCUCUACACACUUUUUCAUUACCCAAACGAUAAACAAAUUAUGCAAGGAAGACUUUACACUCCUGGUGUUGUACUGUGUCUAAAAAUCCACAGCUUUAAAGCUGUCCUGUUUUCUAAAUGAUUUUCUUAUAUUGUUACGGUUAAAUUGUUUACUUGUAGGUAAUAAAUCCAGAUUG